Molecule: messenger RNA, 2323 nt
Organism: Gryllus bimaculatus (two-spotted cricket)
Lineage: Eukaryota; Metazoa; Arthropoda; Insecta; Orthoptera; Gryllidae
Source: the annotation of a GenBank genome assembly
GGCUGAGGCUAGCCAUGGUUGCUGUCGAUUACUACUAAGCGCGUUCAAGUGUGUCAAAGAUAAAACAUUUUGUUGUGGAGAACGGUUCUCGUGCUGAUGGAGAAGAUAGAUAUUGUAGCGGAAUGUAUUAUCAAAGUAGAACAGAUCAAAGAAGAGCCAGUGGACAAGAAAGAAGACUGUUGCUGGAAUUCCAUUGCAAAAGAUGAACCUAAACCUUUACAGCAUUCUGUUAAAGAAGAAGAAGAUGAUGAGUUGGACCCUCCACUUGCAGUGUUUGUUCAGCCAAUGGGGAAGCAAAGAGGAGCCUGUAUUGAAGAAGCAAUGGAUCCUCUUGUAUCCUGCUGUAGUGGUGCUUCUAUUCCUACAAUAAAACAAGAGAUCACUUCAUGUUCCCCAGUAGAUGGAGGGAGUUAUUCAUCAGAGAAAACCAACACAAUCCAGACACAAGAGAGCCAAAGUACAGACUUGGAAUGCAUCCCUAGGAGUAGAUUCAGCAGCUGUGCCCAGACCCCCCACCGCAAGGAACCGCCCCCAAACACGAGCAUCCACAGAGGAACACAUUUUAAGUGUUCUAUUUGCAAUAAGAUGUUCAAUAGAAAGGGGAAGUUGCAUACGCACGUGCGCACCCACACUGGUGAGAAACCUUUCCAGUGUUCCGUCUGUGAGAAGACCUUCACUGUAAAAAGAACCUUAGAUAAUCACAUGCGCGCACAUACAGGUGAGAAACCUUUCCAGUGUUCCGUCUGUGAGAAGACCUUCGCUCAAAAAGAAACUUUGUAUAAACACAUGCCCACCCACACUGGUGAGAAACCUUUCGAAUGUUCCGUCUGUGAGAAGACCUUCACUCAAAAAGGAUCUUUGAAUAUACACAUGCGCACCCACACUGUGCCAAAACCUUUCCAGUGAUGCAUCUGUGAGACGUUUUCUGAAAGAGGAACCAUGAAUAAGCACAUGCGUACCCACAUUCGUGAGAUCUUUCCAAUGUUCUCUCUAUGAGAAGACCUUCACUGGAAAAGGAACGUGGGAUAAGCACAUGCGACCCACUCUCAUGACAAACCUUUCUAGUGUUCCAUCUGUGAGAAGACUUUUGCUCAGAAAGGACCUUUGCAUGAGCACGUGCGUACUCACGUAGAUGAUAACCCGUUUCAGUUUUUUAUCUAUGAAGAUUCACUAAACUGGACCAAUUUAGAUAUACUAAUUACAUAUACUCAUGAUUAUCACAAUGAUUGUAUUAUUGGUGAUUUUAAUAUAGAAAUUUUGAUGAAUAAUGAUAUUUUCCGUUGGUAUAUAACUAAUUUUCAUGAAUUUGGCUAUAUUUCGCACAUUAAUGUACUGACAUAAGUAUGUGGGACAAUUUCUUUUAUUGACAUCUUUGACAUAGUUUAUAUAGAUGUUAUACCUCAUUAAUAAUUUAGAUAUUACUUGCUGUUUUGCCACAAUUUUUUGCUAGAUAGUACUUUUAGAACAUCCCAGAACAUUAAUAAAAAUCCAUUUACAGAGAAAAUUAAUGUUAAACUGAAAAUUAGAAAAUACUAAUUGGAAUGGUGUUUCCGAAGAAGAUAACGUGGAAGCUGCUGCAUGUUUUUUCAUGAGAUACAAAAUGUAAUCUACAUAUCUAAAUUUAAAAUUAAUUUCUCUUAUGAGAAUAAGCUGCAUAAAAGUUGAAUAACUUGGGGACUAAUAAGUAAAAUUAAAAAUCGGCUCCGUAAAUUAAAAAAAUAUCCUGGUGACAGUAGUUUGCAAUGUAAAUACGAGGACUUCAAAAAGUUGUUAUGCAUUCAUCAAAAAUUUAAAGAUUCUUACCAUACUAAUUUUUAUUAAGAUAUUUGGGAAUGUAUAAAAUUUGAUGUAAGCAGUGAUAGGAAAAAUUACUUGUAUAAACGAUAUAUUGUCAAAUAAUGAACUUGUUGAUAUGAACUCUGGUGUAGCUAAUGUUUUUAAUCAAUUUCAUGAAACGUUGGUCCAACCAUGGGGAUUUCGUCACGCUGAAUUAUAUAUCUCCACAUCGUAUUCACUCUCCUGCCCGUUCUGUUUGUUAUACCUACCUUCAAAAGGAAAUAUUAGGUAUUAUUGAUAGCAUGUGUAGUAAAAAGUCGGCUCGAGUAGUGGUAUCUCAAUUGACUAUUAAAAGUCUGCCUUUUUGUAAAUUUUAAAUUUCGUGUCUUUGUACAUUUUUGUAUUAAAAACUUGAUCCUAUCUUCAUUUUAAAAAUUAGAAUAGCAUUAAUUCAUUUCUUGCCCACAGGGCUGAGCCCUCAGUGAGAUUCAGCGAUGUGAUGUUUUGAACUUUAAAUGUGCACAUUUUCUUGUAUUAUGUUUCAUGA